AGUCUUGAACGCGGCAAGUACCCCUUUGCACUGGAUCAUUCUGGUGGCAUAACCACCAAGCGGUUGGCAUGGUCGCAGGAAAUUGAACUGUGUGACGUGGGAGGGAUGCUGCCGGAACUCGUUGAAGGUCUGACAGAUAGGCUAUCCAACUAUUCGACGAUCGCCUCACUUGCGAUAACGGACUUGAUUAGCCACACUCGAGCCUCCAAAAUCGUCCCCGUGCUACCAGCCUUUACACUGGCUGUAAAGUCUGCCCUACGACUAAAUAAUGAAACGAUCGCGCGGCGAAUGGUCUCGUUGUUGAAAAUGAUUUGUAAAGCCCAGCCAAACUUGGGUCCGAACUUAGCUCCCUUCAUGCACGGUUUGUUGAUGCACCUCAACCAGUGGUAUACUGGUGGAUCGCUGAAAAAGGGUGAGAUUGUUUACGGACAGAAGAAACACGGUGAUCUGACGGAAAGCAUCGAUGCACUAUUGUCCACGAUGGAAGCCAUUGCUGGUACGGAGAAAAGAGUUGCGAUUUGCAAUAUAAAACUGGCGAUUCCGUCAUACAUGAGCAGUGAAAGUGUAACGUAA
Dibothriocephalus latus is the source of this 573-nucleotide messenger RNA. NCBI's taxonomy places the organism in Eukaryota, Metazoa, Platyhelminthes, Cestoda, Diphyllobothriidea, Diphyllobothriidae. The record is from the annotation of a GenBank genome assembly.